UCACUGGGUGUUGUGUGCCUUCCUUUGCAGGUUCAUGAUUAAGAGAGCCCAAGGAAGGAAGCGUUUUGGGAUGAAGAAUUUCAAGAAAAGGUGGUUUCGCCUGACAAACCAUGAAUUCACCUACCAGAAAAACAAAGGUGAUCAGCCUCUCUGUAGUAUCCCCAUCGAAAACAUCCUGGCUGUGGAGCGACUAGAGGAGGAGUCUUUCCGAAUGAAAAAUAUGUUCCAAGUUAUCCAGCCAGAGCGAGCACUGUACAUCCAGGCCAACAACUGUGUGGAAGCCAAGGACUGGAUCGACAUCCUCACCAAAGUGAGCCAGUGCAACCAGAAGCGCCUCACUGUCUACCACCCAUCCGCCUACUUGAAUGGCCACUGGCUGUGUUGCAGGGCUUCCUCGGACACUGCUCCUGGUUGCACCCCCUGCACCGGGUAAGUCUAUAGUUCUUCAGCCUUGCUUAACUAGGCACAGUCAUCAGCCUUUGCACUAUCCGAGGAGAGUCAGUCAAGGUGCUGAGUUGAGACUAAAGUGCAACAUACCUGCUCAAAGACCACACCCAGCAGAGCUGUUCUUGGGGGAGCCCCUGGAUGUGUCCCUCUUGAAGAUUCUGCAUAGGCUGAUGGGAGCUGCAAACCUUUGUGGUUUCCCGUGUCUCCUGCCCAGGACAGAGAUAUCCUCACAGGUAGUGGGCAAGAGAGGAGGGUCUCGAGGCAGAGGACGAAGGGCUGGGUGUUCUAUUUCUUUUAAGAUGAAUCUUGAUGGAUUGUGCCUCCCUGAGAAUGCCCUUAGCUCACAGAUGCCUCACCCUGGUUUCCCCAUUUGGGCCAGUGCUACUUCACCUUCUUAGAAACUGAAACAGUUGCUGUCUUCCUGGCCAUGUAGUCAGCUGGGCCUCAUGCAGUUGUCAGAGCCUUUGUCAUCUCAUCUCUGCCAAUCCUAGAGGCAGCCCAGGUACCUAAAGAUUGGCAGUGCCCCUUGUUCAGCUCUAUGUAGCUUGUACACAUAAAAGAAGAAGCAAUGACAGCCUCAUGUGACAAGCCCUGAAGUGGACAAGUGUUAAGGGCCACUCACCCACUCUUCAGGCUGUCAUUUAACCUCCUAGAUCCUUGGAGUGGGACAUGGUGUCCAGCUUCAUCAGUGUAGAGCCUGAAGUUCAAGGGGGGCUAUUGUCAGGCCCCCAGGUGUGGUGGGGCUGUGCCUCCAAAACCCCCUGGGAGGGGAUCAAGGGCCUCUCCAUCUCAAGCCUGGGACAGGAGCCAAAGCCACAUAGCCUUGAAGGAUGAGAGGACACCUGGCCUGUCACCCUGGGACAGCCAGCUCUUCUCAGGAAUGCAUGCCUGGAGCUAUUCUGGAUCAUUCCAAGAGGAUCCCAGCCACUGAGACUAGACUGUCCUUUCUCACACACAUACCCAGUGCCUAAAGCUGGUUGGCCUAUAGCUUCCCUGUCCCUGGGGGCUAGGUGAGGUUUCAGUGAGAGUCACUCUGCUUUCUUCAGACAUU
Molecule: messenger RNA, 1498 nt
Organism: Nannospalax galili (Upper Galilee mountains blind mole rat)
Lineage: Eukaryota; Metazoa; Chordata; Mammalia; Rodentia; Spalacidae
Product: ras GTPase-activating protein 3
Exons: 3
Coding region: 35-433 (132 amino acids)
Biological process (GO): intracellular signal transduction
Source: RefSeq, a predicted model, not a curated record